Pleurotus ostreatus (oyster mushroom) is the source of this 510-nucleotide messenger RNA. RefSeq lists its product as uncharacterized. The record is from RefSeq and is a predicted model, not a curated record. NCBI's taxonomy places the organism in Eukaryota, Fungi, Basidiomycota, Agaricomycetes, Agaricales, Pleurotaceae. The transcript has a single exon. The coding region runs from base 1 to 510 and encodes 169 amino acids.
AUGAUCGUACACGGCCAUAGGUCGUUUGCCGCAGAUCACAACACGUACAACCAAUACCCAAUGAAAGCUAGCAAAGGAAGGAAGAGUUUAUUGUCAAGUAUGAAGCAACUAAGGCGAUUGGCUCCACUAGUACUUGGAGUCGGGGGCGCACUGGCCGCACCUGAAGCUGCGGUAACACUUGACGAAACAGUAAUAGGGAGGGAGAUCGAGCUGAGGGAGAUCGGGAGAGGUGCUGUAGCCGUUGCACCCGGGGGCGAGGCUUGGCUUGGGGCUUGGGACGUGAUUGCGGGUAUAGACGACCCCAACGAGGCAGGACUAGAAGGCGCAGCGCCCGAGUUGGAGGUUGAAGCAGUCCCAGCGGGCACCGAGGCUGUCGACACUCGCGUGGUAGUCGCCAUAGUGCUAGCGAUGACACGAUUAGCGUCUUGGCCUGGAAGUGUCAAUUUAGGGAUCGGUUGGCCGGCCCUUGAACACGCCGCAAACAAGGCUAUUGAUGAAGGGAGUGGUUGA